GAGCUUUUCAUUGGACAAAAGAAGUGGGAAAAAAUGUUACAUGCUAGCUCCUAGGAACCUUGCAAUUACGUGGGGUGAUACUCCUCCUUACUGGACGUGGAUCUCCAGACCCGAUUCCAGGUUUCCUGAGGUUGCGAAGCUUCUUGUUGUCUGUUGGUUCGAAAUCACUGGGAGGAUUGAUUGUUGCAAUCUCUCCCCAAUGACACGUUAUAAUGCCUUCCUAGUGUACAAACUGGUAGCCCGUGCUAUAGGAUUUCAGAAUAAACCCAUAGAAGCUACUGUUCGAAUUGGUGGAACUCAAGUUUCAAAGCGAAUUGUGUAUGUUAUAGAUAGUGGAGAUGUAGUACAAAAUGGUGAGCAGUACCCAAAAGUGAGGGGAGAUGGUUGGUUUGAGGUAGGGUUGGGUGAAUUCUUCAAUGGAGGAGAACUUGAAGAAUUGGAAAUAUAUAUUUUCUCGUUUGAUGGUCACUCUGUGGGCGGUCUAUAUGUUCAAGGCAUCGAUAUCAGGCCAUGUUAGUAGGACAUAACAAGGUUUUCUUGUUGUUUUCUUCUAUGUAUUUUAUUUUAUAUGAGAGAAAAUUAACGAUUGCAAUGCACUGGUUUUACAAAGAUGCCAGUUUUACUAGUGGAGUUAUUAACUGUGAUGCGAUUUAGUCUUCAGCAUAAAUGAAUUUCAUUUGU
This is a messenger RNA of Rubroshorea leprosula, 681 nucleotides long. The record is from the annotation of a GenBank genome assembly. NCBI's taxonomy places the organism in Eukaryota, Viridiplantae, Streptophyta, Magnoliopsida, Malvales, Dipterocarpaceae.